AUGGAGCAUCUGAAUGACUUCGAACUGGCUCAUGACGUUGUUCUCGUAGCACAACGGCGCUCUGACAUGCAAAGUAAGAUUGAUGAUCUUGCCGAUCACUCCUCAGCGGCAGGUCUUAAAAUCAACGUCAACAAGACCAAAUCGUUGGAUAUAAACACGGUCAACCCUUCCAGCUUUACGGUAGCUGGGCAAGCAGUGGAGAAUGUCGAAAGCUUCCAAUAUCUUGGUAGCCAAAUGGCGUCUGAUGGAGGCACCAAGAUCGACAUAGGAGCACGGAUCAAGAAGGCGAGGGUUGUUUUUGCGAGUUUAAGAAAUAUCUGGAAAAACAAUCAGAUUAGUCGACGCACCAAAACCCGAAUAUUCCACUCGAACGUGAAAUCUGUACUACUAUAUGCCAGUGAAACCUGGUGCGUAUCAGUGGAGAACACGCAACGGCUGCUGGUUUUCAUCAAUAGAUGCCUGCGGUACAUAAUUCGCCUCACAACUGGAUCUCUAAUGCUGAGCUCCAUCGUCGAUGUCAUCAGAAGCCAAUAG
This is a messenger RNA of Topomyia yanbarensis, 534 nucleotides long. RefSeq lists its product as uncharacterized. The record is from RefSeq and is a predicted model, not a curated record. Bases 1 to 534 code for a protein of 177 amino acids. NCBI's taxonomy places the organism in Eukaryota, Metazoa, Arthropoda, Insecta, Diptera, Culicidae. The transcript has a single exon.